Spirometra erinaceieuropaei is the source of this 546-nucleotide messenger RNA. Lineage: Eukaryota; Metazoa; Platyhelminthes; Cestoda; Diphyllobothriidea; Diphyllobothriidae. The record is from the annotation of a GenBank genome assembly.
AUGUCUAUUCCUAUCACAUCACCUGUCUGGAUCGAGGUGACCUCAAGCUAUCCCCUGAUUGGCAUUGCUGCGCCAACCGUCCACAAGGCUUUCCUCAUUCGUUGGGUUACCAUUUUCAGUGCCCCCUCCAAUAUCACGACUGACCGUGGUGCCCAAUUCGAAUCUAACCUCUUCCAGUCUCUUCUCUCAUUUUUAGGCUGUGCUCGCAUCCGCGCCACAGCCUAUCAUCCGGCAGCCAAACAGAUAUUCGAGGGGUUUCACCGCCAGCUAAAAGGCAUGCCUACGCUCCACAGACGACCCGGACAACUGGACGGACCACCGCCCUCUGGUCCUGCCAGGCAUCCGCCCCCACUCAAGUCGAACCUUGACUGUUCAGCCGCUAAAGUGGUGUUCGGCGCCACCGUCCGAUUGCCCAGUGAGAUGAUCUCUCCAAGUUCGCGAGAUGCGGCCGAGGAUCCUACCUAUCUCUUGCUCCGUCUCCGGCAACUCAUGUGGACACUUUCUCCGGUUCCGCCCAGGCCAUCCGUCUUCGAGUCCUACCUGUAG